Quercus lobata is the source of this 820-nucleotide messenger RNA. Its product is annotated as ER lumen protein-retaining receptor erd-2.2-like. Gene Ontology annotation, molecular function: ER lumen protein retrieval receptor activity. Gene Ontology annotation, cellular component: membrane. Lineage: Eukaryota; Viridiplantae; Streptophyta; Magnoliopsida; Fagales; Fagaceae. The coding region runs from base 170 to 820 and encodes 216 amino acids. The transcript has 4 exons. The record is from RefSeq and is a predicted model, not a curated record. Gene Ontology annotation, biological process: protein retention in ER lumen.
UACUCACAAAAGAACCAAUAACUCUGUUUUUUCAAUUUCUCAAGUUUCCACCCACUUUCAUCAAUUCUUGUUAUAUUUUCCAAUUCCUUUUAUUUUCCCUCACUUUCUCGCCCACCCUUUCCCGGAAAACAAAAACCCAACACACAAAAAAAACUUCCUGAUAAAAGCGAUGAGGGCACAGAAAACGCCGAUCCAUGCAGUUUCGACAUGGGUGCGUCGACAACCCCCGAAAGUGAAGGCCUUUUUGGCUGUGGUCUCGGGCAUGGCGGCGCUGGUUCUUCUCCGAUUCAUCGUACACGACCACGACAACCUUUUCGUAGCUGCCGAGGCUGUACACUCCAUAGGAAUCUCCGUGCUCAUCUACAAGCUCAUGAAGGAGAAGACUUGCGCUGGACUAUCGCUCAAAUCCCAGGAAUUAACAGCUAUUUUUUUAGCUGUUAGGCUCUACUGCAGUUUUGUUAUGGAAUAUGAUAUACACACCCUACUUGAUUUAGCUACAUUUUUGACAACCUUGUGGGUUAUUUAUAUGAUCCGUUUUAACCUAAAGUCUAGUUACAUGGAGGACAAGGACAACUUUGCGAUAUAUUAUGUGGUGAUUCCCUGUGCCGUGUUAGCUUUGUUUAUUCAUCCGUCAACUUCUCACCAUUUCUUGAACAGGAUCUUCUGGGCAUUCUGUGUAUAUCUGGAAGCCGUUUCAGUACUACCCCAGUUGCGGGUAAUGCAGAAUACCAAGAUUGUUGAACCAUUCACUGCUCAUUAUGUAUUUGCUUUGGGUGUGGCAAGGUUCCUGAGCUGUGCUCAUUGGGUUCUCCAGGUUUGA